AACAACUAGAUGACGAAACCAAAUGAGAUGCCACAUGUAUGGUGUCAUGCAUUUCUUUUUGUUGCUGGUUCAUCUUAUUCAACAAAUGCACAUAUCAAGAUUCUAACAAGGAGAUAGAAUAGAAUAACUGUCAUCUUCAACAAUGCAUUUUUAUGAGAUAUGCCACACUUCCGUCAUCAGAGACAAACGACUGGAACUUCCAAAAGAAUUUACCGUCAAGUACGGGAAGAAGUUGUCUGACAACGCAAUUAUUAAGGUUCCCCAUGGUAUCUGGCAUAUAGGAUUGAGGAAGGAUGAAGGCGUAAUAUCUUUUGAGAAUGGGUGGCCAGAAUUUAUGGAGUUUUACUCGAUUUGUGUUGGACAUGUUAUGUUUUUCAGAUAUGAUGGGAAUUCAGAAUUUCAACUUCAUAUAUUUGGCAAGGAUGCAACUGAGAUAGAUUAUCCAUGUCAUAAUAACGACAAUGCCAAUCACAAAGAUGAAAUGACAUCAACUCAUUCGGAUGAUGAUGAAGUUGAAGUAGUUUCAAUACAUUCUGGCAGUACCCAAAGCAAUUAUGAACCUUCCAUGACAAGUGAAUCCUCUCUUAAUCAGAAUGCCAAACCUGCCGGACACAAAUUUCCCCAAGAAUCACGAAAACAAAGAACGGUUGUUCCUACAAGAUUAUUUCAUUCCAAGGCAUUCCAAGCAACACUUAAAGCAGCCGAUGAAUUUAGGUCUGAGAAUCCAUUCUACAAGCUCACUAUGCAAGCCUCGUAUAUAAAAGCAAACGUAAGGGUACCUAAUGAUUUUGCAGACUCAUAUUUGAGAAACAAAACACAGACAAAGAUCACUCUUGGAAUUCCGGAUGGGAGAACCUGGGAGGUUGAAUAUGUUUUACGAACACCAACUGAAAGAAGGCUAUCUCGGGGCUGGUAUAGAUUCGUUGCAGAUAAUCAUUUGAAGGAAGGCGAUGUCUGUGUCUUUGAACUGGUCGAUAGGGAAAAAAUCCAGAUGAAUGUUCACAUUUUCCGACUACAAAAAAGAUUCGUUACACCCGAAAUGAAAAAUUAUGCUGCGGGAUUCCAGGCAACGCUUGAAGCAGCCAAAGGAUUUACGUCUGAGAAUCCGUUCUUCAAGGUCGUUAUGCACACCGCAUAUAUAAAUGGAGGAAUGGUGACGGUACCUGCUGUUUUUGCAACCUCACAUUUGACGAACAUAAAACAGAUGAUGAUCACUCUUAGGGUGUCAGAUGGAAGAACUUGGGAGGUCGUAUAUGUUUCUCAAACACCAACUAAUGGAAGGAUAUCACAGGGCUGGGCUGAAUUUGUUGCAGAUAAUGAUUUGAAAGAAGGCGACGUAUGUGUCUUUGAACUAGUUGAUCGUAGGAAAAACUUCGAGAUGAAUGUUUACAUUUUCCGACUAAAAUAUAGUAUAGACUAG
This is a messenger RNA of Papaver somniferum (opium poppy), 1420 nucleotides long. RefSeq names its product B3 domain-containing transcription factor VRN1-like. NCBI's taxonomy places the organism in Eukaryota, Viridiplantae, Streptophyta, Magnoliopsida, Ranunculales, Papaveraceae. The transcript has 5 exons. The coding region runs from base 143 to 1420 and encodes 425 amino acids. Gene Ontology annotation, molecular function: DNA binding. The record is from RefSeq and is a predicted model, not a curated record.